This is a messenger RNA of Oryzias latipes (Japanese medaka), 923 nucleotides long. RefSeq names its product HOATZ cilia and flagella associated protein (gene hoatz). The record is from RefSeq and is a predicted model, not a curated record. Gene Ontology annotation, biological process: cilium assembly. NCBI's taxonomy places the organism in Eukaryota, Metazoa, Chordata, Actinopteri, Beloniformes, Adrianichthyidae.
UGACCUGGAAAAACAAACCUCUUGGACUUGGGCCCCUUUUGAACUAACCCAUUCAAUUUAAUAACAUGGACCUGUUCGUCACCACCAAGUGAUCAAAAGAAUAAAACGGUUGCUAUGGAGAUAAAAACCAACAGGAAAAAGAAAACGUCAUUUUUAAAAAAGUGUUGUUUAUCGUGAAUGUGUCACGUGCAGCUCUUAAGAGGGGGUUGGGGGGGCAUUAAGGCAUUAAUUACAUUUAACAUUUAGGGUCCAUCCAUGUAUACAGGCCUUUCAGUGAUUUGUGUCCUUGUCUUAUCUUAGAGGUCUGACAGCGUUUUUCUUUUUGUCCUUUCCAGCUUUCCGUAUUUGCGUUUCCAUAGUGACAUUAAACUUUCCCGUUUUUUGGUCAUUUUUUUAAUCUCUGAAAGGUGAAAUGUCUCUUCGGGGAGAACUGGAGGGACAGGAGGAGGAGGUCACCGUGUUCGCCGGCUCCUCUGCGCGGGACGUGUCCCACGCCAGGCGGCUCUGGAGCUCCGUGUCCCUCCCGCCGCCGCUGGAGCUCCGCCCGGCGGCGGCGGCCCACGUCCGCCAGAGGCUGCCCGUGUUCCGCCCGCGGAGCAGCGGCCCCGCAGAGAGGCCGCAGAGCCGGAGGAGGCAGGAGGAGAGGCGGCGGUGCGAGGAGGAGGUGGCCGUCCGGAGGAGCCAGAUCCCGGAUCUGCUGAGGAGGCAGAGGGAGCUGCAGCUCUGCAGGGAGAGAAGGUCCACGAGAGGAGGCGCUGACUCUAUGGAGGAGGAGGAGGAGGAGGAAGAGGAGGAGAAGGAGCUGGUCAGACAGCUUCAGCAGAGAUGAAAACAACUUUAUGUUCAUUUUCAUCUAUGUAGCUGCAAACAGAAAUGUUGUCCUAAGAUGUUCUGAACUACAAUAAAACAAAAUUCCAACCAGA